ACUCAUCGCAGGAAGACAGCCCCUGCGCUUUUCUGCAAGCUCCUACUGCAGAAGUUUUGUCAUACUUCAAGGUCUCUGUGAGUUUAAUUUCCAAAAAGGGUAAAAAGAAAGGAAAAAUGUAAGAGGGUCAGUGUGGCCCUCUUUCCUGCCCUUUUAAAUCUGGCAGGUGCCUAAAAAGAUGAGAAAAACAGGAACCCCUCGCGGCAGGUAUCUGAGAAACCUGCGCUUAGACUCCGAGAGCAAGCGGCCAGCAGUUCUGAGACUGGGCCGCGGCCUGCACUAGAACCGCCAGGAGAGGGGCUCCGCGGGUUCACAGGAGAAGACGCCGUACCUGUGGUCGCUGGAGAAGGCAAGGCGUAGUUCUUUUCCUCUUCUAUGAACUGCAGGGCCACGGUGCAGAAAUUGCUUUCAUACUGAACCACGAGAUGACUCAGAGCCACCACCAGCUCCUGCCGAGAGGGAGAAGGGACAAUAACACUCACUGGGGCUGGAAAAUGAUCGUGGAGCAGCAGUGAGACUUGAGUCACCAACAGAAAAAAGAAAGGUUAAGACAAAACCGUGCAAUUGGCAUCAGAAACAGGGACCAUCCCUUUUCGAACCGUCAGAGCAGAAGCCUUGGAAUAGCAGAGUGCUGGGAGACGGCAGGCCACCGGCUCACGGGGGAAGCCCAGAAUGCCUGCCAGAAUCCUCACCACCACUACAUGUGCACGACACAUCGGGGGUCUCGUAAGGACACGGUGAGUCACAGGACUCCAGAGAGGGAAAGGUAGGAGGCCUCACAGCCUCUUGCUUACGGUCACCACUGGGACCCUGGCUGAAAACACCUCUCUAGAUCACACCCAAUGGCUGGCGGCCUUUCUGAAUCUGAGCACCCCAGGGCCGAGCGCAGCGGACAAGCCAAAGCCUGCUCUUUUCAACACACGUGAAACUUUCAUUGGUAGACGUUUCUAGUCCCUAAGAGGGAAUGGGAAAAGUUGUGGAACUAAAACAUCAUCUUUAGGCCCAAAUGCCUUGGUCCAAGGAAACAGACACAAUUUGCCUCUCUUAGGACAGUUCAGUGCUGUGACAGGAACAGGUGGAGAUCCUAGAAGUCACUGGGGAACAGAAGGGGGAUGUGGGUUUAAAAAGCGGAAAGAACGUUUUUUUCCCUACGACAACUUUUUCUGCCUUUUUUUUUCUGAAAAGAAAAAAUACGGAUUCUUAGCAGAAAGCCAAGCGCUGUGAGAGGACCCCUUGCUAGUCGUGUAAUGCCCCCGUCUCCCCAGCGGCUGGAUGAGCAGGCUCUGGAUGGGCGCCCACCAGGCACCAGGGUCUUCUUGUGGCCGCCCCACUCUCCGUCUACGCACUCUCUGUACACGCACUUUCCCACCCCAGCCUUACACGCCCCGGGCUUCCUCCUGUCAUGCUUUGUGGUUUCCCUGAUGCUGGCCCCUCACUCUCCUAGGUUCAGGCUGGCUGUCCAGCUGCCAGCUCUUCACCUGCACCCCAAACUCUCCCUGCCCUGUGAACUGCGGGCACCGUCUACUUUCCCUUCAGCCUGCAGCGCCCUCUUGAUUUGCGCCGAUGGAACUGCAAGUCUCUCACUGCUCAGAAUGGAGCCCUGGCAUCACCCUCCACCCGCCCCUCCCACUCUGCUGGGCACCAAGAUCCAUGGCCCAGUGUGCGUCUUCACGGCCACGGCCCACGCCCCGGUUCUGGCGCUCGUCUCCAACUGCCUAAGUCACUGUCCCAGGCUCCCCGGGCAAACCACAGAACCCCCGCUGCCUUCCCUGUGCAAGAGGAGUGAGGCACUGCCGAACCGGGGCCUCCGACAAAGCGAACACCCACUGGGCCCCUUCCAGGGAAGAUCAAGGCUGCACCUGUCUUCAGAAAGCACCGAUUUUUUUCCCUUUCCUUCUGACAUCAGGCAUCAUAAAACUCAGCUCCUGUGACCACGGCAGGCCGGAGCAGCGUCCUGGGAAGCAUCUUGGGAGGCCAAGGCCUGGGAUUACAGAGUGGAUCACUUGAGCCCAGGAAUUUGACGCCAGCCUGGACAACUCAGCGAGACCCCAUCUCUACAAAAAAUACAAAAAUUAGCCCAGCAUGGUGGCAAGCGCCUGUGGUCCCAGCUACUCAGGAGGCUGAGGUGGGAGGAUCACUUGAGCCCGGGAGGCAGAGGUUGCAGUGAGCCGAGAUUGUGCCACUGUAUUCCAAUCUGGGUGACAGACUCUGUUUC
Pongo pygmaeus (Bornean orangutan) is the source of this 2215-nucleotide messenger RNA. RefSeq lists its product as uncharacterized. Bases 1248 to 1931 code for a protein of 227 amino acids. The record is from RefSeq and is a predicted model, not a curated record. The transcript has 2 exons. Lineage: Eukaryota; Metazoa; Chordata; Mammalia; Primates; Hominidae.